CCCAAUAGUUGUUGGUCAGUGUGUGCAUUGCUGGGAGUGCCUCCCAAAUAAGCUAACAAAUUCUCGCUAGAUAUCGGUUAUUUUAUUUUGGAUUAACGUUCAAGUAACCUAAGAGUCAUUUCUCAAACCGUGAAGAAUUAUAUAUUUUUCAGUAAAUAUCCGUUUUGGUUGUUCGCCUUGACAAUAGUGUUUUAAAGGCCUGUUUCUAACUACCGACCUAGCUUAGUUAGCAAGCUAACAGGAAAUCCUCGAAAUAAGGUAUCUGGUGGACUCUGGGCCGAGGAAAAGAAGUGGGUACCGAUCGUAGUCUUUUUUUUUUUUGUAGUUAAACCACUCAAAUCCAUUAACCAAAUGGGGACAGUUCGUCGUAUGCAUUCAAAUGGUGGAUAUAAAACAUAACUGUCUGAUCUUUUAGCCAGUUGGUAACAACUACUGACAGUAUAACGUUAACUUACCCAGCUAGGCUAUACAGUGUCUGUUAGCAAACGAGCUAAUGUUUGGGUUGUUUUGGUGUGUUUUCUAAAGUAAAGUUAGUUGGGCUUAUCAUGUUAGCAAAAUUACAAUGCAUGUAAGGUUCGAAUACACGGCACGACUUGGUAUCAGUCGAGAGUAAUUUGCAGGUUUCAUGUUUAGUUUACGUUAGAUAACGAAAUAUCUGCGUUAAAUAAGCUAGGUAGUGUUAUCUAAUCAAUAGUAAGGUAACUUCAGUUCAGCAACUAAAGAUCAGCAAAAGGCAUCGUAAGGUUGAAAUGGUGCGCCAGCGAUUGUUUUGAACUUUAAGACCACAAACUGUUGAUUUAAACCAUUCAGUAGCGUUGAUUUUAUUAAAUUUUUCCCGGAUGAAGCCUCGCUUUCGAGAUUGGAUGUUAUCUGGAUCUGCAGAUUUCGUUUGUUCUUCUUGGCGUUGUUAAUUAAAGCCAACACGUGAGCAGCCACACUUAAACGCUACAAACUAACUGAUCUGCCUUUGUGCCAGACUGAGAAACGGCGCAAUGAAUCGUUAUCUGCCAGUUGCACGACAGCACUUUUUGGGCGCAUUAGCCAAUACAAGUGUUGUGGUGAAGUCCAUAAGCGCCAUAGUUCUUCUCCUGUACCUUCUUUCAUGGGCAGUAAACACUCCAUACGCACUGGGCGUGACGCCUGGCUACCUCUUUCCUCCUAACUUUUGGAUCUGGACCCUGGUGACCCAUGCUGUGGUGGAGCACCAUGUUUGGGGAGUGGCAGCCAACGUGGGGACUGUGAUGGCCUGUGGCCGGCUGUUGGAGCCUCUAUGGGGAGCUUUGGAGCUGUUAAUUUUCUUCGCCGUGGUCAAUAUCUCUGCAGGCCUCCUAGCAGGCCUCUGCUACUUACUUACAUACAUUGCCACCUUUGACCUGGACUACCUGUUUGCGGUACGCAUCCAUGGGGCACCAGCCUUCCUUGGAGGAGUGUUGGUGGCCCUCAAGCAGACCAUGGGGGACACAACGGUGUUGCGGGUUCCCCAGGUGAGGCUCAAAGCGGCCCCGGCGCUGGUCCUCCUCUGCAUAGCCCUGCUUCGCGCUUCAGGUCUGCUGGAUACUGCUGCCCCGCUGGCAGCCUACAGCUUUGGCGCCCUAGCGGGCUGGGUCUACCUACGUUUCUACCAGAGGCACAGUCGGGGCCGCGGGGACAUGUCAGACCACUUUGCCUUUGCCUCCUUCUUCCCUGAAGCAGUGCAGCCCGUGGUCGGAAUGCUGGCUGGCCUGGUGCACGCAGCCCUAGUGAAAAUGAAGGUGUGCCGGAAAAUGGUGAAGCGUUAUGAUGUGGGGGCUCCUUCCUCCAUCACCAUCAGUUUGCCGGGGACUGACCCCCAGGAUGCGGAGAGAAGGAGGCAGUUGGCACUGAAGGCUCUGAACGAGCGACUGAAAAAGGUGGAGGACCAGUCGGCCUGGCCGAGCAUGGAUGGUGAAGAGGAUGACGAAGAAGAUGAGGUCCGGACCGACACCACUCUGCUCUUGGGGCAGGAAAGAACCUCGCCAGGAGCAGGGCCUAGUGGCUCUCAGAACACCACGGGACAGGAGUCCAGCAUCAUCAGCUUUGAGGACGCCCCCUCACGCUCAUAACAGAGAACUGAUACACACUCAACCAUACUCACUUUUGACUAGCACACACAUACUACAGUGGCUACACCAACAUACACGCCCUAGCAAUUCAUUUUUACACCUUGUCAAGGUUGUCAGUCUAUUUCUUUUAUGCUCUUAGACUCUCCAAAGUUGUAAACCGAUACCUUCAACAAACCAUUGCUCUCCGUGCCCCACCUGCCUGUGUCCAUUGAAAAGUGAAUGCAAUGAGGUAUCACAUUGGACUUUAUCUACCACUUCACAUCUCUCCUGAAUAAACAUUUGAAUGGGUGUACAAAGUAUUUUGUAAAGCUCUUUUGACCCAAAACAUCUGCUGCUCGUCUGACUGACAGAUCUUAUGACUGAGACACUAAGACUGGAGCCGAGACUCUUGGCAAACACCCCAUCUGUUGCUGUGUGUUACUGUUAUCCCAGAGCAAGUUUUCAGCAGACCGAUGCAGACUUUUAGUGGUUUUCUAGGUCAUCCUUUUAUGCAUAAGUGUGUUAAGUCUUUCUCUUUUCUCUCCAUCACCAAAAGACAGAUGGCUCUAGAUUUAUUUCCCAAGCUGUUUUGCCACUGUUAGAUCUUCUGUUUCAAAUAUUUCCAACAUUUAUGGGACACCUGAAAAGUGGCUUUGUGGUUGAUGUAUUUCCUUGAGUGUUUUUUUGUUGUUGUCAGAGAUGCUUAUAGGACAACUGAGAGAAAAUGUUUAAUCAUGGACAUUGCCAUGAAUGGCAUCUGCUAUUUAAUUGAAAAGGGGUACUUCAACAUAACUGGCAUAUCCCUCCUUAUGACUCCAACCAUGUCAUCUGGAGGGAGCAGUCAAUUACACCACAAUGUGCUACUUUAAUAUGGAGAUACUCAGUGAUGCAUCUCUUUGGGGUUACUUGAAGACAGUACAGGAAAUGAAACAACACACUCCACUCCAGCCUGUUUAUUGCCCUUGCCCUGGGCUCAAGUGUGAGACAUCUCACAGGCAAACAAACCGAAGGUCUGUUCUGUUCACUUGAACUUUUACAGAAAUAUUUGUUCUAAAAACCAUGUUUACACAAAAUGUUCUUCAAUUGACUUUGAGGUGUGUUUUUACUCCCUUUGGGUGUGGUUUGAGGCAACGGUUGAAUUCCGUUAGUCCAAAUUAACAUACCUGAAAACUAUUAAUUUGUGGAAUUUGCUAAUUUGUGUUGUUAUGCUUGCCUCUUACUAUUCCCUUGCAGUGAGUCUACGUAGCUAUAGAUUUGUUGAGCUGAAAUUGCUCAAUGUAUUGGGAUCACUACUUUUGCCCUGGGUACACUACGGUGAGAUUGACAAACCAAAGUAGUAGCAAGUCGAUUGCAUUCCCUGCAAGUAGUUAACUUUUUUAUUAUAGUUUCACAUUAAUGAACUUAUAAAAAUGUAUGUUGCAUCUGAAUCUGUUACUCAGCUGGGCAAAGGAAGGGGACUUGCUCUCAUUUAGAUUUUUGGAAUUGAGUAGGGUUGCAUUCCAAACUUAAAGUAGACAGGCCCUUAAACCUACACCCUCAACCCUUCAAUGGCAUUUCCCUAUUAAUUUAUCACAUCAUGCUUUUUCAAAUAUGGUCUGUUUUAUUUAGGCUUACCCUGGCUCAGUGUUUUGAUAAGUGUGAAUAUAGUCAGGACAAGGUGAUGUUUUUCAACACAUUUGCUUCAAUUAUCUUUACAUACAUAAAAUAUAUUUGCUUAUAUGUAGCUAAUGUAGAUAAGUCUCCUUUUAGUCCUAUAGUUAUUUAUAGUUAUUGAAACGCUGAAUUGGAGUAAGCCUACACAAAAUACAGACCUUAUCUGAAGUGGAUCAAAAAAAUCCCUGUGAAAGAAAUAUAUGGUGUAAAAAGGCAGAUCUGCUUGUCGGGUUUUUAUGGGGGUUAUGCCAUUAUUUCAUGAUUUUUAAUCUAGCAAGGGAGACAUGAAGUUAGCUAAAUUGCUAAGUUAGCGAGUUUGCUAACUCACUACGCACCUGAACAGUGAGGUUUGAGUCUGACACAAAAAUGUAGUUGUGCUGAUUAAAUUUGAUGUUUUAUUGCUACCGGCGUUAGACACGUGAUUAUAGUUUGCAUUGAAUUGUAGGUGAUAUAAACUGUUGCAUGUUAGCAAUGUUGCUCACCCGUCCCCUGGAGCUAAAUCAAGAGCGAAGGGCAAGCUUUUGUGAAUUGGACAGGGAGAUGGCACUCAAACUGCAUCUGAUUUCAGUGGGGAUUCCCACUAAAGAAAGUGACUAUUAGGAACUAAAUACUGGGUGAUUGGACAGCAGCACUUGAAGUGUCAUAUUUAGGGGACAGUGUCCAUGCUGACAGCGUUCCUCAACCCAAAACCAAUCCUUCCCGUUUGUGUUCAAUUAAACAUUCCAGAAUGUAAAAAAAUUAUGAAUUGCAGCAAACAAUUCCCCUUCAGCUGAUUACGCCCUACCAGAACAAAAUUGCUAUAGAGGCACAGGGUACCAAAAUAUCUGUCAAGAUAAUAAUAUUUAGAGGGUGUGGGGCCUAGUUUCCUGUACUGUUGCUAGUUGACUUUAGCUCAGAAUUCUUUAAGUAAUUCUCAGGUAAUCCCAGUGUCUCAGAGUAAAGGGUGCAUUACUGGUGUGGUACAUUAGCCGAUAUAAAUAGGUUGGGUUGUCUUUGUUCAUACUUUUAAUUUGAGAUCUGUCAAAUUGUCUGUUUUUCUUGCCAGCAAAUUUGGUUAUUGUGUGAUUUAGGUAUAUGAAUGUGUAUCAGGGAGCACACUAGAUGUUUUUAUGUACACAGUGGUUUCCUGACAAUGUGGGGUGAUUUGUCCUGACUAAAUUUCAGCAGCUUGUAACAAUAAGAGCAAUGCAGCUAAUGCAGUUUUGACUGACUCUAUUCUCCCCAAGGAACAUAUUGUCAAUCUAUAGUUAUUUUUACUAUCUGAUUUCUCUUUUUUUGCCCCCUAUUUAUGUCUUCCAUCUCUGAAUGUUGAGGACGAUAAGUACUGCACUCAGAAUCUUUAACUCACAUACUGUAUUUGAGGUUUGAUUAUGCUAAUUUACUGUACAUGUUUGUGUGGAUCAAAUGAAAACGUUUGGUAUGGUAAAUGAUGCCAUUACUGAUGCAUUUCUGUUUAAUUUGUUGGUGAAGGUGACUCUAAGCUUGUUUGUUUUUUUCAGAUGUUUUGUGGAAAGGACAGUUCCUCUGGAUUUCCACUAAUGUUUCUCUUUCUUUGUACUGUUGUCAUUGCAGACUCCUCUUAUUAGUUCAGAUAGUUCUUUAUCUAUAUGAAAUAAAAUACAAUUGUAUGACAUCUA
Messenger RNA from Esox lucius (northern pike), 5350 nucleotides. RefSeq names its product transmembrane protein 115 (gene tmem115). Bases 993 to 2081 code for a protein of 362 amino acids. Gene Ontology annotation, biological process: retrograde vesicle-mediated transport, Golgi to endoplasmic reticulum. Lineage: Eukaryota; Metazoa; Chordata; Actinopteri; Esociformes; Esocidae. The transcript has 2 exons. Gene Ontology annotation, cellular component: membrane; Golgi apparatus. The record is from RefSeq and is a predicted model, not a curated record.